Messenger RNA from Nasonia vitripennis (jewel wasp), 2643 nucleotides. RefSeq lists its product as uncharacterized. The record is from RefSeq and is a predicted model, not a curated record. The transcript is spliced from 5 exons. The coding region runs from base 1 to 2643 and encodes 880 amino acids. NCBI's taxonomy places the organism in Eukaryota, Metazoa, Arthropoda, Insecta, Hymenoptera, Pteromalidae. Gene Ontology annotation, molecular function: nucleic acid binding.
AUGAGUAUAGAGAAGAUACACUACAAGAACAACAGCAGCAGUAACAACAACAAGUACAAGUUCAUCAAGACGCAAGAAGAGAAUAAAGGUGAUCUUAGUCAUGAAAAAUUCACGCAAUCCUGGUCGAUAAUUAGUUCAUCAGUUAUUGAAAAAUUAAUUGAAAAGAUAGAAGAGUCGGUGAAAAGACUACAGCAGCAAAAUAAUAAUAUAUUGAAUGAACUUAUAAAAAUGAACAAACAUUUAGAAUCAUUCUUGCAAUUAUCAAUCACACAGCAACCUAAGAAGCAGCAGAAAGGAAAGAAACGAAAAUCAGCUGAAAGUAAACCAAAAAAUUGUAAAAAAACUAAAAAAGAUGAAGGAAGAAUAAAAAGUAUGAUGCACUCAAAUGAUAAAGCUUUUAAAAUUAACACUGUUUUAUCAUGUAAAUUUACAAAAACAUGUGUAGAGAAUAAUGAAAAGGUCGAAGAAAAAGAAGGAGAGUACAUGGAGACUAAAUAUUUCAACACGAAAAAUCAUGAAAUUUUAUCUACAACAUUGUUAAACAAGUGGUUCAAGUCUAAUGUUAUUGAACCUCUACUCACAGAUAUUGAAGAAUUUCAGGAACGUGAUUCUGGUUGGACUCUACAUUCUAUUGAAAACAUACAGAUAAAUAUAAAUAAAUUUAAUCCAAUGCGUGCCGGUAGCUCUUAUAUACCAUUACCAGCAUUCAUAGAGAAAAGGAAAGCAUGCAUAAAUGUUAAAAAUUAUGAUAACAAAUGCUUUAUAUGGGCAAUUUUAUCUGCAUUAUAUCCAGUAAAACAUGCAAACCAUUCUAAUAGAUUGAAUAAUUAUAUUCAGUAUGAAAACAUUUUAAAUAUGGAAGGUAUUGAGUUGCCAGUAUUAUUGAAAAGUAUCCCAAGAUUUGAAAAGCAAAAUAAUGCAAUAUCAAUAAAUGUGUUUGGUCUAGAUAACAAAGAUAUUACACCUCUCUAUUUAACAUCAUGUAAAAAGAGUAACCAUAUCAAUCUUCUUUUACUCACAAAUGAUAAUUUAGAUGGUGGUGAUGUUGAUAAAAGUGAUGAAGGACCUGAAGCGUCAAAAUGGUUUGCUGGGCAGUUAAGAAACAUAGAAAAACAAAUAAGUGAUUUAUAUGCGAACCCUUUACCUAUGCCAGUUCUAUCUCAGACUGAAUUAAUAGGUUAUUAUGAUUCAAAAACGUGUCAUAUUUGUAAAAAAUUGUUGAAUGAUGAUGCAAAGGUGCGUGAUCACUGUCAUCUCACUGGAAAAUAUCGAGGGCCUGCACAUGCUACCUGCAAUCUAAACUAUCAAGAUUCAAAAAUAGUUCCAGUUGUGUUUCAUAAUUUAAGUGGUUAUGAUGCACACUUUAUUAUUACUGAUGUAUCAAACCAUUUUCCAGGACAGAUUGAUUUACUACCUCUGACAAAAGAAAAAUAUAUUUCAUUUACGAAGCAUGUAGAAAACAGCAAAAUUAAGAUAAGAUUUUUAGAUUCAUUUAGAAUUAUGCCUACAUCACUUGAAAAAUUAGCAUCAUAUCUUCAAGAUUAUUCAAUUGUUAAUAAAGAAUUUAGUGAUCUGAGUACGACACAAAUAAACUUACUAACAAGAAAAGGUGUUUUACCCUAUGAGUAUAUAAGCUCUUGGGAAAAACUAGAAGAGUGUAAGUUGUCUGAAAAAGAGGAUUUUUUCAGCAUUCUCAAUGACUCAUCGAUAUCUGAUCGAGAUUAUGAGCAUGCACAAAAUGUAUGGAGUACAAUUAAUAUACAAACACUUGGCGAGUACUCAGAUCUUUAUAUGAAGACUGAUGUUUUGCUGUUAGCAGACGUUUUCGAAAAUUUUCGAGAUCAGAGCAUGAAUGUUUAUAAUCUAGAUCCUGCUCAUUAUUACACUACUCCAGGAUUUUCCUGGGACGCUAUGCUCAAACAUACAGGUGUACAAUUAAAACUUCUAACAGACAUUGACAUGGUACUUUUUAUAGAACGAGGAAUUCGAGGUGGUUUGAGUCAGUGCUCUAAUCGGUAUGCAGCAGCUAAUCAUAAGUACAUGCUUGAAAAGUAUGAUAAAAAUAAAUGUCUUCCGUAUGAUGAAUUUCAGUGGCUUGAAAAUUGUGAAAGUUUUGAAUUGUUUUCCAUCGCAUCAGACGCUUCUCAUGGUUAUAUUUUAGAAGUAGAUUUAGAUUAUCCUCCUGAAAUACACGAUGAUCCAUUCUGUCCAGAACAUGCAAAACCUCCGGGAUCUAAGCUGGAAAAACUUUUAGCUACACUUCAACCUAAAAGAAAUUACGUUAUUCAUUAUAUUGCUCUGCAACAAGCUCUUUCAAACGGUCUUCGACUUGUUAAAAUACAUAAAAUUCUAAAAUUUAAGCAGUCUCCCUGGCUCAAAUCAUAUAUUGAUUUGAAUACUAGUAUGAGGGCAGUAGCAAAAAAUGAAUUUGAAAAAAACUUUUUCAAACUAAUGAAUAAUGCUGUAUUUGGCAAGACCAUGGAAAAUAUUAGAAAACGAGUUACAGUCAAACUAAUGAGUAAAUACGAUGGAAGAUAUGGUGUCGAAGCUCAAAUUUCGAAGCCAAACUUUCACAGUAGUUCCAUAUUUAAUGAGAAUCUAGUUGCAAUACAGUUAAAUAAGACUGAUGAUGAUGAUGAUUGA